AUGGGAGACGAAGCUCUCACAAUCUCGCAUCGGCACCCGACAGUGAACCCGGACAGAACUUUGGCUUUGGUUGUGGCAAAGUCUCGAAGAGAGGAUACCUCUUGGGCUUAUCGGGUCAUGCCCCACUGGAGGCCAUACAUCUAUACUUCCGACCAAGAACCCGGAUUUGUCGAUCUCCCCGCGAAUAAGGGCCGCGAGAGCAUGGCCUACUUAACGCACAUUAUCGAUAACUACGAUGAUUUGGCCGAUAUUACCGUGUUCAUGCACGGCGGUGAUAGCCAGUGGCAUAAUGAUGUCAGGGACCUGGAUUCGCCAUCGUUGCUCCGCAGUCUCAAUCUUCACACGGUGGAGCGGCUGGGAUACGCUAAUUUGCGCUGCCAUCAUCGCCCGGGCUGUCCGGUGGCCGUGCGGCCGUUUGACCCUGACAUGGCUUCCGACCAUAACAUUGUGUACCGCAACUUCACCAGCAUCUAUGUAGACCUAUUCCGAGUGCCUGUGGACCAGAUUCCCCCAGAAAUCGGAGGCGUUUGCUGUGGUCAAUUUGCGGUCUCACGCGAGCGCAUCCGGGGCCGACCGAAAGAGGAUUACAUGCGGAUGCGCGAUUGGGCUAUCGCCACGGAGCUGGACAACUUUGCGGUCGGAUCUGUAUUUGAAAUGCUGUGGCAUAUUAUUUUUCUAGAAGCACCAGUUGCUUGUCCCGAUACCCAGCAGUGCUACUGUGAACUAUAUGACCUAUGCAACGAAGAGCCCGACAACUCCUGA
Molecule: messenger RNA, 762 nt
Organism: Aspergillus aculeatus ATCC 16872
Lineage: Eukaryota; Fungi; Ascomycota; Eurotiomycetes; Eurotiales; Aspergillaceae
Product: DUF3431 domain-containing protein
Exons: 4
Coding region: 1-762 (253 amino acids)
Source: RefSeq, a predicted model, not a curated record